AUAUUUGUGUGCUUUCUUUUCAGGGUGAUUUCUAUUAUGCUUAAAAAAUAGAAACAAUGAUCAUCAUUCAAAAAGUGCUCCAAGUAGGACUAAUAUAGUAUUUAGUGUGAGUGGCAUCAGAUUAGAAAAUACCAAAAUGAGGUUGCUGGUGGGGCGGGAACCUGUAAGACGCACACAGAAAUACCUAGAAGCUGGGAAGCUGGUCCUUAAGGAUCGUGUCAGGGUUGUCUCCAUCAACUACAAUGGUACUGGAGAGAAUCAUCAGGGUGCAAGGUUGAAAAUGAGAUAUUUCUGUCUUGAACACAGGGACUUCAUUUUCUGGCACUUACCACAGUUGCAGUUCAAAAACCCCAAUGUCCAGAUGGUGACCUUUAAGGAUCUGACUCCCACUCCUUUCAUCAAACUUUAUCUUGAGGGAAAUGAACAGGUUUUGAUGGAUGUGGAUGGAUACACAAAGGAGCAGAUCCACGAACGUUUUAAGCGGAUCAUCUGCAAAUCUGAUGAUUUACUGCAGAGAGAGGCUUCAUCACUGCAGAGGCAAGACAAUCCUGCCAACUUCGGUAGCAAUUGCCCCAGACAUUGCAUCUGUGAGAUUCCUGGACAGGUCCCCUGCCCAGGGUUGAUACCUCUGCCCAAGCACAUGCGCGGCAAGUAUAAGUACCAGGGCUAUGAAGAUUGAUCUCCCUUUGUGAGUUAUGCAAUGCUCAAAGGCUUUGUGUCUCUAGGAAUUGUCAUGGCCUGUUUAUGUUUUAAUAAAGGACU
Messenger RNA from Darwinula stevensoni, 762 nucleotides. Lineage: Eukaryota; Metazoa; Arthropoda; Ostracoda; Podocopida; Darwinulidae. The record is from the annotation of a GenBank genome assembly.